GUCCAAUGAUAGAGUCAGUGAUGAGAUGAGAGCUCUUCUUUUGUUCAGGUAUUUAGGUUAUAGGCGACGCCCGUGACUCGCAGUCUUCAGUCUUCAAUGAGAGCUCGAGACUGCGCUUCUUCACACUCCACAUCUCUCUCUCCUCCACAACUCACUCGCGCUCAUUGUAAACUGAGACAAGCAAUAACGGAAGGCACACACACACACCGGAGAACAGAAUGGCAGUUUCCUGUUGGUAUUUUGCCUUAUUUCUCAUCUUUGACUUGAUGGCUAUGACACUGGGCACCAACACCCACCACAAUUCACCAAUGGAAGUCUUCAGCGAAAACAUAAUAAUCCCGCCCAAGCCAGAGGCAUCCAUACAUCAUCACACUCAUCAAAGGACAGACAGAGGACGCAAGGAGAGGAUGACAGCCGGUCAGCUCAGAGAAAGACCCCGCAUUGCCAUCUUCCACACCCAAAAUGAAGGGCCAGACCUGGAGGGCCUCAGUCCCGUUCGCUUAGAGAUGGAACCGGCAGACAAACGUCGGGUAAUGACUCCUAGAAAGAAGACCUUCAUGGGCUCUGAUUCCUUAAUUCAAGAAAAAAUGAAUAUUUCUCCUGGUGCCGAGACUCCAGAGAAGGCGAUGAGGCGUCCCACUGUUCGAAAAGUGUUUGGAGGGCACAUCACUAGGGCUCCUCAUGAGGAAGAGUCUUUGGCAUCAGGGAAGAAACGGAGGGUUUCUUUUGAUCAAAGGCUCAAUAAAGCCUCCUUUGGGAGUCCCACAGAGCCAGUGCUUCCUGCUGCCACUGUUGGCACCUUCAUAUUGCCCAUAACUGCAGCAGUCGAUGGGAAUCCAAACCCCUCAAGUGAACCGCAGGUCAGACGUUAUUUAGGUGGGGAUGUGGCGCCCACUUUUAACAUGGCCUUAUUUGACUGGACGGAUUAUGAAGAUAUGAGGCCUGGAGAUAAAAAGCAAUAUUCGAAAAAGCAAGGUUCUGAAAAACAGGCUACACAAAGCCCAAGCACUGGACUUGUGAGACUUACAUCAGAAAAUAAUGUCUGUAAACAUCAUCUGGAUUGUCUGCCAGGUUCCUGCUGCAAUCUCAGAAAGCAUGUGUGUGAGCUUCAUAACCGUGGCUUCAAUAACAAGUGCUAUGACAGCUGCAUGUGUGAGGAAGGACUUCGGUGCUAUGCAAAAUCACACAGACAUUACCGCAUCACCCGCAAAAAGGGACAGUGUGUUGAUCCUGAGGACUUAAAUCAUGGCAUGUUCAUUAUUGUUUAAAUGAGAAGAAUAAGUCAUUUUCUUUAUAAAUGCAUGCAAUUAUACACUGCCCUCAACUAAUAUUGGCACGCUUGGUAAAAACAAGCAAAGAAAGAUGGGGAGAAAAUGUUUUGCUCAAAAUAUUAACACAAAAAAACAAAAAAUGCUUGGGUUUGAUUUUAGAUAAGUGUAGAGGCUUUUUACUUGGAAACCUUUCAAACAAUAUUGUUGAUGUGGAAUUGUAGUUUUGGAGACUUUUUGACCACAAGACACAACAAACAUCUGCAAUUCUGCAGCUGUGGGUUUUUUGGCAUUUCGAACCAUCCUUCUGACAAGAUAAACACACAUCCUCUUCUAGACUGAUUCAGAGCACAUCCAUUUUGCGAAGCUCAACAAACUUUGCUGCAAACCACAGCUGUUCUUUGCUUUUCCCUAUUGUGAUGAAUUUCUAAGUGAGUUUGGCCUGUGUGUUUCCUCGCAUUUUUAGACGUGUGAAACAAGAGGUGGUUGAACAAUUUUCUGUUCCUAGUCACAAAGGUGUACUAAGCAAAUAUAGAACAAAAUGGCAAUUAUUACGCUCUCUUGUGUUGUUUUACAUUCCCUGAGAUUUUCGUUUAUCCUCAGAACACAAAUUUAGGUAAAAUCUGACAACUCUUUGGCUUUUCAUAGCGGUUUAAAUUCAAUUCAAUUCAAUUCAAUUCAAUUAAUCUUUAUUUAAAUAACACUUUUUACAAUGUAAA
Danio rerio (zebrafish) is the source of this 1987-nucleotide messenger RNA. The record is from RefSeq and is a predicted model, not a curated record. Lineage: Eukaryota; Metazoa; Chordata; Actinopteri; Cypriniformes; Danionidae.